AAACCAACAUUCAUCCCCUCUUUCUUUCUUGCCCUGCCACUAGCUAAUCUUCCUCCUCCCUUCGCUCCGCCUCCACCCACCAUCCGCCGCCGCAGGCAUGGAUGUAAAACACCCCCAACCACCACCUCCCCCCGUCAAAAUCAAAAGAACCACCAGCUCCGACGGUAGCGGAACCGGUACAAUAAUUCUCAAUAAAUACCAAUUGGGUCGUCUUUUAGGCCGUGGCAGCUUUGCUAAAGUCUACCUUGGCCGUUGUUUAGACGACACUAAUACAGAAGUCGCCAUUAAAGUUAUAAACAAAACCGGUUCAACAACUACCUUCGAUGCUUCUAUGGAACCUCGUAUAAUCCGAGAAGUCUCCGCUAUGCGCCGCCUUAAUCACCACCCAAACAUCCUUAAACUCCACGAAGUCAUGGCUACAAAAACCAAAAUCUACUUCGUAAUGGAACUCGCCCACGGCGGAGAGCUUUUUACAAAAUUGAACCGCCGUGGCGGCCGGUUUUCUGAAUCAACCGCCCGGUUUUACUUCCACCAGCUUGUCUCCGCCUUACACUUCUGCCACCAAAACGGCGUCGCACACCGCGAUAUUAAACCUCAAAAUCUCCUCCUAGACAAAGACGGUCACCUUAAAAUCUCCGACUUCGGACUCUCCGCCUUGCCGGAGCAACUACUUAACGGUCUCCUCCACACCGCUUGUGGAACUCCGGCGUAUACUGCACCUGAAGUAGUUUACAGAAAAGGAUAUGACGGAGCUAAAGCAGAUGCCUGGUCAUGUGGGGUUCUUCUCUUCGUAUUUCUCGCCGGUAGUUUACCUUUUGAUGAUUCAAAUUUACCUAGCAUGUAUAAAUCUAUACAUCGCCGUGAAUUUAAGUUUCCCGAUUGGGUUUCAAAGCCGGCUCGGAAAGUAAUAAACCGGUUGCUUGACCCAAACCCGGAUACGAGAUACGGUAUUGAGGAGUUGAUGAAUACUCCAUGGUUUAAAAGAUCUUCAUCAAUGAAACAAGAAGAGAUUAAGCAAUUUGGUGAGGGGAUUUUGGAGAAGGAAAGUAGUAAACAUAUGGGGAGAAUGAAUGCGUUUGAUAUUAUAUCGAUGAAUUCGGGUUUGGAUUUGUCGGGGUUGUUUGAAAUGGGAUUGAAUAAGAAGGAAAUGAGGUUUACGACGAAUGUGGGGGUGAUUCAGGUUGAGGAGAAAGUGAUGAAGAUUGGGAAAGAUGGAGGGUAUAGAGUGGAAAGAAGGAAGAGUGGGGGAAUUGGGUUGGUGAAAGGGAGAGUGGUUUUGUUGGUGGAAAUGUUGGAGGUGGCAAAGGAGUUAUGGUUGGUGGAGUUUAAGGUUGUGAAUGGUGGAACAGAAUUUGAGGAUUGUCAAUGGGAGGAAUUGAAAAUUGGGUUGAAAGAUAUUGUUGUUUCAUGGUACAAUGAUGGAUCUUGAAGAGGAUUGGUGGUGGUGGUGGUGGAACAUGGCAGUGGCCAGCGGCCGGCGGCGAAGUUUGAGUUCCCUUUGUGGUGGCAGACGGCGGCGGAUGGAGGCGGCGUUAUAUAGUGGUAGGUGUCUUUGAUACUUGAUCUUCCAGGGUGUAAGGCAUUAGGCAGUAGUUAGGGAGCUAAAGUGUAGUUCUUGUUAGUCUUUUUUGGACUCUGUAAAUUGAAAUGGAAAACAUUUUUUUUUUUGGUUUAGUUGCA
Molecule: messenger RNA, 1680 nt
Organism: Nicotiana attenuata
Lineage: Eukaryota; Viridiplantae; Streptophyta; Magnoliopsida; Solanales; Solanaceae
Product: CBL-interacting serine/threonine-protein kinase 7-like
Exons: 1
Coding region: 98-1429 (443 amino acids)
Biological process (GO): protein phosphorylation; signal transduction
Molecular function (GO): protein kinase activity; ATP binding
Source: RefSeq, a predicted model, not a curated record